This is a messenger RNA of Tribolium madens (black flour beetle), 1396 nucleotides long. RefSeq names its product UDP-glucose 4-epimerase-like. The record is from RefSeq and is a predicted model, not a curated record. The transcript is spliced from 6 exons. NCBI's taxonomy places the organism in Eukaryota, Metazoa, Arthropoda, Insecta, Coleoptera, Tenebrionidae. Gene Ontology annotation, cellular component: cytosol. Bases 297 to 1376 code for a protein of 359 amino acids. Gene Ontology annotation, biological process: beta-D-galactose catabolic process via UDP-galactose, Leloir pathway. Gene Ontology annotation, molecular function: UDP-glucose 4-epimerase activity.
GUUACGUGGACUUUAGUAAAAGCCUCCAUUCAUGCGGUUGACCUUGACAGUUCUUAUAAGUUCAAGGUUUUUGUUUGAAUCCCUCAUUACCGUUGUCUACUGUCUUUUUGGUUUUAUGAUGGAUAUGCCAAAAGUUUGAAAAGCAUAGAAGAUGCUCCUAACUGUUACUUUUUGUGCUUAAGGUGAACGACCAAUAUAACUGUACAUUACCUGUGUUAAGCACGUAAGUAGUUUGUUUGUGAUUUUGAGUGAAAACUGACGCUUUUUGUGUUUUGUGAAAAUUUUGCUGAAGUGUGAUGUCGCACGUGUCUACCGUGUUUGUGACCGGGGGCGCCGGUUACAUCGGCAGCCAUUGCAUCGUGGAACUCCUGAACGCGGGUUACGAAGUCAUCGUCGUCGACAAUUUCGUCAACAGUGUCAACGAUUCUGCUGGAGGCUCGGUGGCUUUGAAACGAGUCGAAACGAUCACCGGCAAACCCAUCACCUUUUAUGAAUGCGACUUGUUGGACAAAAGCGCCCUUGCACACAUUUUCGCAAAGCACAAAAUCGACUGCGUGAUCCACUUCGCUGCGAUCAAAUCCGUCGGCGAGUCGAUGGAAUACCCUCUCCUCUACUACAAGAACAACCUCAUCGGCAUGCUCAACCUGCUCGAAAUCAUGGAACAAUUCGACAUCUACCAACUAGUCUUCUCCAGUUCCUGCACCGUCUAUGGCGAACCCACUUAUCUCCCCAUAACAGAACAACAUUCAGUGGGGCGCAACAUCACUAAUGUCUACGGGAAAACCAAAUAUUUUAUCGAGGAAAUGCUCCAAGACAUCACACACGCCAACAACAAGUGGAACAUCAUCGCUCUGCGAUAUUUCAACCCUUUGGGGGCCCACUCGUCGGGCCUGAUCGGCGAGGACCCCAUCAAGCCCUUCGCCAAUAUCAUGCCGUUGAUAUCGCAAGUGGCCAUGAAGCGGUUACCGGUUUUAACCAUCUUUGGCGGGGAUUACAACACGGAUGAUGGGACAGGGAUCAGAGACUACAUCCACGUCAUGGACCUGGCGAGUGGUCACGUCGCAGCCCUGAAUUUGCUCAAACGGUCACACCAAAACUACAAGGUCUACAAUUUAGGCACAGGGAAGGGCAUUUCGGUCUUGCAACUCGUCCAAACGUUCGAAAAAGUCACCGGAACUGUCGUCCCUUACAAAAUAGUCGAACGACGCGAGGGUGACAUUUCUGUAAUGUACGCGAAUGCCGAAUUGGCCGAAAAGGAGUUGGGAUGGAGGACGAAAUACACUUUGGAGGAAAUGUGUGCCGAUUUCUGGCGAUGGCAAACGAUGAAUCCUCACGGAUAUCGCCCGCAAUCAAAAAUAACAAACGGUCAUCAUUAAAUAAAUUAUUACUCACUCAU